Messenger RNA from Manduca sexta (tobacco hornworm), 4497 nucleotides. It is a transcript of the gene Hdc, whose product is annotated as histidine decarboxylase. The transcript is spliced from 19 exons. The coding region runs from base 94 to 2775 and encodes 893 amino acids. Gene Ontology annotation, biological process: L-histidine catabolic process; histamine biosynthetic process. Gene Ontology annotation, molecular function: histidine decarboxylase activity; pyridoxal phosphate binding. The record is from RefSeq and is a predicted model, not a curated record. NCBI's taxonomy places the organism in Eukaryota, Metazoa, Arthropoda, Insecta, Lepidoptera, Sphingidae.
CUUGGACAUCCUGUACAUGAAUAUUUAGAAAAAGUUUUUUUUAACUGUGAUUGUUGUGUGAAGUGUUGUUAGAUUACAUAUCGUUAAUAAAGAAUGGAGCAUACCGAGUUUCGUGUGAAGGCUAAGGAAAUGGUGGACUACAUAGCGGACUACCUGGAGAAUAUCCGAGAUCGCCGUGUAUAUCCUGGAGUUCAGCCCGGGUAUCUGCACAAGCUAUUGCCAAAAGAGGCUCCACAGCUUCCCGAGAAAUGGGAUGAAAUCUUCAGAGACGUCGAUGAGCAUAUUAUGCCUGGGCUGGUCCAUUGGCAGAGUCCUCACAUGCACGCUUACUUCCCGGCUCUCACCUCGUACCCUUCCAUCAUGGGCGAGAUGCUGUCCAGCGCUCUCAACGUACUUUGCUUUACCUGGGCGUCAUCGCCGGCUGGCACCGAGUUAGAGACUAUAGCCAUGAACUGGUUGGGCAAGCUGAUUGGUCUGCCCGACUGCUUCCUCAACGAGAAGAACGAUAGCCCAGGCGGCGGAGUCAUACAGACUACAGCAAGCGAAGCAACCUUAGUCAGUCUGCUAGCUGCCCGCACCAGAGCCCUCAUGGAACUGUCGAAAUUGAACCCAGAACUCCAGGCUUCUGAACUGCUCGGCCACUUGAUCUGCUACUGUUCCGAUCAAGCUCACUCUUCAGUGGAGAAAGCUGGAUUGAUUGGUUUGGUGAGGACGCGAUACAUCGAAUCAGACGAAAACCAAAGCAUGCGCGGCGAUAAACUGGAGGAGGCCAUUCUGGGCGACAAAGAGAAGGGGCUCGUGCCUUUCUGGGUGUGUGCCACUCUUGGCACUACGGGGUCGGUAGCUUUUGACAACCUGCGCGAGAUCGGACAGGUCUGUGAGAAACACGCUGCGUGGCUGCAUGUGGACGCGGCCUAUGCCGGCAGUGCCUUCGUCUGUCCGGAAUAUAGACACUGGUUAGAUGGAGUCGAGCUGGCGGAUUCCUUCGCUUUCAACCCUUCCAAGUGGCUCAUGGUCAGCUUCGACUGCACUGCUAUGUGGGUGAAGGACAGCACGGCUCUCCACCGCACCUUCAACGUGAACCCGAUUUACUUGAGACACGAGAAUUCAGGAAAAGCUAUUGACUAUAUGGUCGGCUCUCAAAACCCAAAUAUAAAAAAGAAAUCAUUAAAAAAAAUUAACAUGAUCAACGCAGUGUCCAAUCAGAUAAUUACAAACGGUAAUGAAACUAAACUGAAAGACGAAAAACUGAUGAAUGGUGAUAUAAAAGAAAAGGGAAAGAAAGAUAUAAAUGGAAACGUCAACGGUGACGAUGAUGACUUAUACGAUGAUAUCGAACCGAACAAUCUUGCUGGAUACAACAAAAUGUCCCACGGAUGCGGUGAAGAUAUACAACUAGAAGAUCCUAAUAAAAAGGAGAUGCUUCAUUGGCAAAUCCCUCUAAGUCGUCGUUUCAGAGCACUGAAGCUCUGGUUCGUGCUGAGGAAUUAUGGUGUUAGUGGAAUCCAAAAACACAUUCGUGAGGGUAUACGUCUUGCUCAAAAAUUUGAAGCAUUGGUGCUGGCCGAUCAGAGAUUUGAAAUCCCGCAGCCAAGGAAUCUUGGAAUGGUAGCAUUCCGUCUGCGCGGUGACAACGCGCUCACCGAGCGGCUGCUAAAGCGACUUAACGCCCGCGGCUAUAUGCACGCAGUUCCAGCUUGCUUCAAAGGCGUUUACGUCAUCAGGUUCCCCAUCACCUCGCAGAGGACCACUAACCAGGAUAUACUGGAUGACUGGGACGAAAUAAAGACCGUCGCCAAGGAAAUCUUGAUGGACGUCUUCGGCUCUGAAAAUGGAAACAUCGUUGUUCCCAAGAAACCAAGGAUCUCUCUGAAAGAAACUCGUGAACUAAAUGCCACAUUUGGAACAAGUCUUCUCCUGGCUAAUAGCCCGAUGAGCCCAAAAAUUGUCAACGGAACCCACGCUGCUAUAUGCGACUAUGAACAAGUGCUAACUUCUUGUGCUCAGACCUUCGCGCAGUUGAAGAUGGAGCCGAAGGACAGUCCUGAGAUGCGCCGUCGCAUCCGUGGCAUCAAGAUGUGUGGGAAGAAAUUCUCCCUGGACUCCUGCAUGGACAUGGUCCAGGGUCUGAUGAUGGAGCAGCCGCUGCCGCAGUGCUGUGAGGAGGACAGGGAGGACGUUUCUAAUGGAUCGAGCCCCGGUGAAAGAUCGUCACUGUCAUCAUCUCCAGUGACAUCAACCAGCACAAUUAAGCAAGACACCACCAUAGAAUCCAACCAGCUCCAGAUACCUGCCCCAUCCAGGCAAUACAGAUCAAAAUCCGUUGACGUAUCACUCUCAGGACUAAAGCUCGAUGACGCUAAAAUUACAAUUGACAUGAAAAAUAGCGAAAUAAUAAUCACCCCUACCGGCUCCAAAAAUAUUGUAGACGAUGUUGAUCCAAAAGUAAAUCUGAGUGACAUAGAAGAAAAACUAAAUAUUGGCGAUAGAAUAACGCAAGCGUUUGAAAAUUUCCAAGAUGGUUUGCAGAUGCUGAGCGAGUAUCGUAGUAAUGAUGACAGAGUUGAGAAACCAGAGGAAGUUAAUACAAAAUUGACCAUAAGGGGACCCGGUAGUUAUAUUAAGAAACUGAUCCAACAGUUUAGCGAAGGCCCCUUUGAAGCAGAGGACCCUAAACCAGAAGCCGAAAGAGCCAUGUCGACGCAAACUAUUAAAGAUAAAGCUGAUGCGAUUUGCAAAAAAUGCUUACAUUACAAAGGAAAGAUGUCGAAGUAGUGUGCUUUCGGUACUAGCUGGUUCAACGUCCAUUAGUCUCUUCUGCAUACUUCAGAUCAUUGACUCUCAAUACUAGUAACUCUUUGUUCUCGAUAAUCUGCAAUAUAGGCUUUUACCAAAAAUAUAACGAUAUAAAUUUAGAAUGUCUUCUACCUACUUCAUGUACCUAUAUUAUACUAGUUAUUAGUUGUAGGUAUGUAGCAGGCUUGCCCUAUAUAUAGGGUUGAUUUUUCAAUGAUAAGAAAAAAUAUAUUCAUAGGAUAAAAUAUAAUACGAAAAAAUUAGAAAUUGCAGUUGCAUAGAUUAAAUAGGUAGAUUGUUUGGCUUCUCCAUUUUGUCUGGUUAUGAAAUAAUUGAUGGAUGACUUAUAUCUAAUGAAAAAAACAGCCCUUACGCGAAUACAGAAAUAACAAAGUAGAGGUGUACGUAGCGUUCUUUAAAAAAAUGGACUCUAGACAGUCUUAUUGCAUCUUGAUGAUGAAUAAAAUGUACUCUAUUAUUAUUUUACACUUGAGCCAAGUAUUUGUCUAGAUUUAACUGCAUAUUUUUAAAGUAUUCGUGUUAAAAAAUAUAUUAUGGUAUUGUAAAAGUUUUGGCAAUAAGUUAAUGUUUAGUUGAGUUAUGCACAAUUAUCGCUUAUGUUAUUUUAGCUGGGUAUACUGAGCGUACUAGGCGCAUAAUAUUUGCCAAAAUAUAAUUUGAAUUGUAGUUGAACAUUAAUCUACGAUAUUUGACUUUUCCAAAUGAUAUUAGGUUACAAAUUUAAUGCAUUCUAGCGAUAUUUGAUGAUUAACUUAUUAGUUAAUUUCAUGGAGUUUUUAAUUAUAUUUUAAGGGUAAAUUCGUAUACAGGUUUUACAUCAAAUUCUGAUAUAAAAUUUUCUGGAAAAUACGUAAUAAUUUGUUCGAUAGUCAAAUAUCUUAAAAAAAAGUGUAUACAUAAUUGUGAUAGGUAGUAUAGUUGUAUUCUCGGCAUAAAAUCCGAAAUAGUAGAUAGUAGUCAAGCAAACAUAGAUUGAAAUAUUUAGAUACGGAAUAAUUAGAAAAAUUGUUGAAUGUUGAACACUUAUAUGUUUCCAGUGCGGCCACCACUUUUAUAAACUUGAUUUUAUAACCAAUUAACCGUGUUUCUGAUUUCAAAAGCAUUAUAACUGCAUACAACUUUAUUGAACAUCUAAAUAUUUCAAUUGAUGUAAGCAAAUAUAAAACUGCUGUGCUCUAUCAAUAAAAAAUGUAAAAAAUAUUAAAGUAUUAUAUCGUAUUAUGUAAGUGCUUUCUAGGUUAGUUGUUGUAAUCGAAAAAAAAAAUGUAAUCUUAGCAUUGUAAUCAAAUAUUUAAGUUAAAAAAUAUAAUCUCAAAAUAUGACGUCAGGGUUAUGUAAUGUGUACUUCAUAAUGGAAAAUUCAUUUGUUUUGGUUAAAUGGAAUAUACUAGACAUUCCUUUAAAACUUAAAUGCAUUUUAAACAAUAGAAUGGAAUAUUCAGGAAUUAUAUUUUUAUUAUCACAGCUAUAUUUUUACUACAUAUAUCUACAAAUAUACAUAGUACGUUUCGUUUAACACAUAAGUACACAGAAAAAUAUAUUCAAUGUAUCAAUGCAUAGUGUUUAUAAUGCUUUGUUACCCUCAACAUAUCUUGUAUUAAAUAUGUUACGUUUCAAAUAUGUAAUCAAAUGUUAUUAGUUUUAGAACUGUUAUGCAAUAAAUUGUAUUCAAUGAGGCAA